Apis dorsata (giant honeybee) is the source of this 1930-nucleotide messenger RNA. It is a transcript of the gene Usp, whose product is annotated as retinoic acid receptor RXR. Gene Ontology annotation, biological process: cellular response to ecdysone; anatomical structure development; positive regulation of transcription by RNA polymerase II. The coding region runs from base 5 to 1180 and encodes 391 amino acids. Gene Ontology annotation, molecular function: zinc ion binding; nuclear receptor activity; RNA polymerase II cis-regulatory region sequence-specific DNA binding. NCBI's taxonomy places the organism in Eukaryota, Metazoa, Arthropoda, Insecta, Hymenoptera, Apidae. The record is from RefSeq and is a predicted model, not a curated record. Gene Ontology annotation, cellular component: activator ecdysone receptor complex; nucleus. The transcript is spliced from 5 exons.
CAAUAUGUCCAUGUCCUCUGUGGGCCCGCAAAGUCCACUGGACAUGAAACCCGACACAGCAAGCCUCAUCAACCCCGGAAACUUCAGCCCUUCCGGUCCCAAUAGUCCGGGAUCCUUCACCGCUGGUUGUCACAGCAACCUUCUAAGUACGUCGCCGAGUGGCCAGAACAAAGCAGUCGCACCCUACCCGCCGAACCACCCUCUCUCCGGAAGCAAGCACCUCUGCUCGAUCUGCGGUGACCGUGCCAGUGGCAAACAUUAUGGUGUCUAUAGCUGCGAGGGUUGCAAAGGAUUCUUUAAGAGGACCGUGCGCAAGGAUCUGUCGUACGCGUGUCGCGAAGAGAAAUCCUGCAUCAUUGACAAACGGCAGAGAAAUCGAUGUCAGUAUUGCAGAUACCAGAAAUGUCUCGCGAUGGGAAUGAAGAGAGAGGCGGUUCAAGAGGAACGUCAACGUACCAAGGAAAGGGAUCAGAGCGAGGUGGAGAGCACUAGUAGCCUGCAUUCGGACAUGCCGAUCGAGCGUAUCCUGGAGGCCGAGAAAAGAGUCGAGUGCAAGAUGGAGCAACAGGGAAAUUACGAGAAUGCAGUGUCGCACAUUUGCAACGCCACGAACAAACAGCUGUUCCAGCUGGUAGCAUGGGCGAAACACAUCCCGCAUUUUACGUCGUUGCCACUGGAGGAUCAGGUACUUCUGCUCAGGGCCGGUUGGAACGAGUUGCUGAUAGCCUCCUUUUCCCACCGUUCCAUCGACGUGAAGGACGGUAUCGUGCUGGCAACGGGGAUCACCGUGCAUCGGAACUCGGCGCAGCAGGCCGGCGUGGGCACGAUAUUCGACCGUGUCCUCUCGGAGCUUGUCUCGAAAAUGCGUGAAAUGAAGAUGGACAGGACAGAGCUUGGCUGUCUCAGAUCUAUAAUACUCUUCAAUCCUGAGGUUCGAGGACUGAAAUCCAUCCAGGAAGUGACCCUGCUCCGUGAGAAGAUCUAUGGCGCCCUGGAGGGUUAUUGUCGCGUGGCUUGGCCCGACGAUGCAGGAAGAUUCGCGAAAUUACUUCUACGCCUGCCCGCCAUCCGUUCGAUCGGAUUAAAGUGCCUCGAGUACCUGUUCUUCUUCAAAAUGAUCGGUGACGUACCGAUCGACGAUUUUCUCGUGGAGAUGUUAGAAUCACGAUCAGAUCCUUAGGAACAGAAGGUGUGCCGCGUCUUGGGGCACACCGAUUUAUAAAAGAUACGACAGAAAAACAAAUAUAAAUAUUAUAUAUAUAUCAAAAAAGCAAAGAACAUCAUUGAAGAGAUAUAUAUAUAUAUGUAUGUGUGUAAAAAAAGAAAUUCCCGUUGAUAACUUCGAUAUAUAUCUCUCACAGUGAAAAAGAAAAAAAAAACGAAAUAAAAAUAGAAAUUCUCACAUAUCGAGUGAGAUACAUACAAUUUACUUACAUUUCUCUUUUCCACUGUUUUAUUUAUAUUUCUGUUCGUUAGCGCAUUAUUAUAAUCAACGUCCUUUUCUUCGAUUCGUAUCGAGAGCAUGUCGGAAGUCGAACAAUGGAUGCUAUCGCUGAGAACGAAUCAACGGGAUUUAUAACAUCUUCGAGAGUCGAUCUGACGAAUUUUCAAACUCGCUGUUAUACCUCGAAAUGAUCUCUCCUUCUCUUUGCAUAUUUCAGUCUAUGACACAUGUUGUUUAUGUAUGUCAUAUAUUGUACAAGCAAAAUUCUCACGUAUGCCGAUUUCUUAUCGGAUAUUGCCGAUUCACAUUAGAUUUCAAUUGCGUAUACGUUGAACUAUGCACAUCCUAAAAUCAUGUGGAAGUUCCUAAGAUACUGAUUUCUUAUGCCCUCUCUUUUCUUUGUUCACUCUCUAUUUUUUUCGACUCGUGUAUUAAUUUUUCUUUGUUUUACUAGUCUUUCAAAAUAUAUCGAAUGUAUAGGAUGAU